Messenger RNA from Drosophila miranda, 1631 nucleotides. RefSeq lists its product as uncharacterized. Lineage: Eukaryota; Metazoa; Arthropoda; Insecta; Diptera; Drosophilidae. The transcript has 2 exons. The record is from RefSeq and is a predicted model, not a curated record. The coding region runs from base 175 to 1611 and encodes 478 amino acids. Gene Ontology annotation, cellular component: cytoskeleton.
GCUCUAGCUCUUAUAGUCUUUGAGCAAUAGGCGCUAAUAGGGACAGGGAAGGGGAAGUAGGAAGUGCCAAAUCCGGCAAAUGGAUCAAGGGAAACCGACAAACAUCAAGCCUGAUGGUGCCUCGGAACUUGGUUUUUAAAGGUUAGGUUAGGGUUAGGGUUAGGGUUGACUUCAAUGCGGGCAGCGUGCCAACUGGCGAUGGAGGAUCUCUACACGACCACCUACAGCACCACACAAUUCAUCUCAACGAAGACAACGAAAAGCUCCUCGAAGAGCAUCUACAGCAGCGACAACUUGAAUGCCGCUAGUCAGGAGUUGGCGAAUGCCUCCCCAAUUGGACCGCAGAUCCAGAUCAAUGAGAUCCGUACGCUGAAGCGUUCCCAGCAGUUCCCAGGCGGCAACUCCGUGUUGGAUAUUGCCGGUAUACGCGAUCCCCGCACGGGCCGUAUUCUAACCAUUGGGGAGGCCAUUCAGCUGCGGAUCCUGGAUGUGCGCACCGGCGAGAUGCUGGUGGGCGAUCGUCGGAUAACCCUGGAACAGGCCGCCGAACAGGGACUGAUCGAUUCACAGCUGGCCAGGCAGCUGCUUCAGCCUGGAGCAGGACGCGAUCCCAGCGGAAGGGAGCUGUCGCUGCUCGAGGUGAUACAGCGCGAGAUCAGCGAGGCUGAGUCCGGCUACGAGACGGCCGAGAAGCGCAUCAAGGUAAACAGCGUAGUAACGACGGAGGCGGCGGGAUCGCCCGAGAAUCCCCGUAAUAUUGCCGACGCCAUUUCCGCGGGGAGUGUGGACACCAAGACAGGCCUGUACCGGGUCAAGUCGGGGCAGACCAUCAGCCUGGCGGAGGCCUACGGGCGCGGCUACCUCAUCCGGCACGAGUCGAUGACAAUCAAGUCGAAUGCGCUCUGCCUCAGCGAUGCCAUUGCCCACGGGCUGGUCGAUGCCGCCGGCUGGAUAGCGGACCGCAACUCCGGCGACAAGUUCCGGCUGGACUCGGCCAUUGCCAAUCAGCUAAUCGAUGCGAGCGUGCGCGAAGUGGUGGACGCGAAGCGGGACGUCAAGAUCACACUACAGGCAGCCCUGCAGUCGGGCGUGCUGAACGCGAAGACGGGUCGGUACGUGAACGAGGGGACCAAGGAGAAGCUCACCUUCUCCGAGGCGCGCAGCCGGCAGCUGAUCGUGAAACCCUACACGCUGAAGGACAUCUGCGACCUGAACCUGCUCGACCGGCAGACAGAAAAGAUAACGAGUCCGAUGCGCCGCGAAAAACUAAGCCUCAUGCAGGCCAUCGAGGCCGGUGUGCUCGACGGGAAUCAACUGAAGUGCAUCACCAAGCGAAAGGGUAAGCUGGUCACACUGCAGGAGGCAAUCGCGGAUGGCAUUGUCCUGCCCGCGGAGGUCAAGUACCGCGACUUUAUGACCGGCGAGCUCAUGGCCAUUCCCGAUGCCGUGGAACGCGGUCUAAUCAGCUCGGUGUCCCAGCGUUCGAUAUUUGAUAUAGACGGGUUCAAGGACCUGCGCAGCAACGACUAUGUUAGCUUUAAUGUGGCCCUCUCGCGCGAUUUCCUGCGGCGCAAGAGCACGAGUUUUGCCUUAGAGACAGCAGGUAGGUAGAAGGACAAGGAAAGCCUGGG